This is a messenger RNA of Bombina bombina (fire-bellied toad), 3515 nucleotides long. RefSeq names its product Janus kinase 1 (gene JAK1). The record is from RefSeq and is a predicted model, not a curated record. The transcript has 23 exons. Gene Ontology annotation, molecular function: ATP binding; cytokine receptor binding; non-membrane spanning protein tyrosine kinase activity. Gene Ontology annotation, cellular component: cytoskeleton; cytosol; membrane. Gene Ontology annotation, biological process: cytokine-mediated signaling pathway; tyrosine phosphorylation of STAT protein; hemopoiesis. Bases 25 to 3462 code for a protein of 1145 amino acids. NCBI's taxonomy places the organism in Eukaryota, Metazoa, Chordata, Amphibia, Anura, Bombinatoridae.
AAUCUAAAUGAAUAAGAAGAUUUAAUGACAAUGGCUUUUUGUGCGAAAAUGAGACAGUCAAAGAAACCUGAAGUGGCUGUUGUUACCUAUGAGGGAUUGGAAAUUCAUUUUUAUUUACCGGAUAAGCCCUCCAUUCAUUUUUCUCAAGGAGAGUUUACUUCUGAAGACCUAUGCAUUGAAGCCGCUCUCAAGUGCAAUAUUUCUCCACUCUGCCACAACCUCUUUGGUUUGUAUAAUGAAAAAGAUCAUCUUUGGUAUCCUCCAAAUCACAUUUUCAAAAUUGAUGCCAAUUUGUCUUUCCGACUACAUUACCGAAUGAGAUUCUUUUUUACAAAUUGGCAUGGAACAAAUGAAAAUGAACAAUCUGUGUGGAGACAUUAUCCAAAAAAGCAGAGAGACAUUUAUGAUAGAAAGCAAACGCAAGAGGGCACGCCUCUCCUAGAUGCCAGCUCAUUGGAUUAUCUGUUUGCACAGGGUCAGUAUGAAUUGGUGAAAUGUCUGGCACCAGUCCGAGAUCCAAAAACUGAAGACGAAGUUCAUGAAAUUGAAAAUGAGUGCCUAGGAAUGGCUGUGCUUGCAAUCUCUCAUUAUGCUAUCAAGCAGAAUAUGCAACUUCCUGAGCUUCCCAGGGACAUCAGCUACAAGAGACAUAUUCCUGAAACUCUAAACAGAACCAUUAAACAGAGAAAUUUCUUAACCCGAAUGCGGAUAAAUAAUGUUUUCAAGAAUUUUCUGAAAGAAUUCAACAAUAAAACUAUUUGCGACAGUAGCGUUUCACCACAUGACCUGAAGGUUAAAUACUUGUCAACGUUAGAGACACUGACAAAGUAUUAUGGUGCAGAAAUUUUUGAGGCUACGUAUUUACAGAUAUCCUCAGAGAAUGAGCAAAAUGGUUUUCAUGUCAGUAAUACUGACUGUACGCCCCAGUAUGAAGUGAUGGUAACCGGGAACUCUGGAAUACAAUGGAGACACAAACCUAAUGUUUUUCAAACCGAAAAAGAAAAGAAAACAAAAAGGAAGAAAUCUGAUAAUAAAAGCAAAAAAGGAGAUAAGCAAAAAUGCAGUGACGAGUGGAACAGUUUUUCUUAUUUUCCAGAAAUAACACACAUUGUUCUAAAGGAAGACACCGUCGCCAUCAAUAAUCAGGACAAUAAACGCAUGGGAUUAAAGCUCUCUUCACCAGAGGUGGCGCUCUCCUUUGUAUCUUUGAUUGAUGGGUAUUUCAGACUCACAGCUGAUGCCCACCAUUAUCUCUGCACUGAUGUGGCGCCUCCGUUGAUAGUAAACAACAUAAAGAAUGGUUGUCACGGACCUAUAUGCACUGAAUAUGCUGUUAAUAAGCUAAAGCAAGAAGGAAAUGAGGAGGGAAUGUACGUUUUAAGAUGGAGCUGUACAGAUUUCCACCAUAUCCUUAUGACCGUGGCCUGUUCUAAAAUAUCACAGUAUGACUCCAAACGAUUGAUACAGUACAAGAACUUUCAGAUUGAAGUGAAAAAAGAAAGUUACUGUUUACUGGGGUCUGAUCGAUAUUUUGACUCUCUGAAAGAUCUAAUGAAGCAUCUAAAAGGGCAGGUUCUAAGGACAGACGAUGUGAGCUUUACAUUAAAGAAGUGCUGCCCUCCAAAGCCAAGAGAAAUUUCAAACUUGUUAGUUGCCACAAAAAAAGCCGUGGAGUGGCAACCGGUGUACCACCUGAGUCAGCUGAGCUUCCAUCGCAUUCUCAAAGACGAAAUUGUGCAGCUGGAGCACUUGGGAAGAGGAACAAGAACACAGAUCUAUGCUGGCAAACUGAACUACAGAGACGAUAGUGACAAUGACAGCUGUUUGAAUGAGAAGGAAAUAAAAGUCAUACUUAAAGCUUUAGACCCAAGUCACAGAGACAUUUCAUUGGCCUUUUUUGAGACUGCAAGUAUGAUGAGACAAGUGUCGCACAGACAUAUUGUACUUCUUCAUGGUGUUUGUGUCCGAGACGUGGAAAAUAUCAUGGUUGAAGAGUUUGUGGAUUUUGGCCCCUUAGACCUGUUUAUGCAUCGUAAAAGUGAUGUUCUUACAACACCAUGGAAAUUCAAAGUAGCCAAGCAGCUUGCAAGUGCCCUGAGUUACUUGGAAGAUAAAGAUUUAGUUCAUGGAAAUGUAUGUACAAAGAACAUUCUACUGGCAAGAGAAGGCAUUGACAACGACGUUGGUCCUUUCAUAAAACUGAGUGAUCCUGGUAUACCAAUAACCGUCCUAACCAGACAAGAACGUGUGGAACGAAUUCCUUGGAUUGCUCCUGAAUAUGUUGAAGACUGCAAAGUAUUGAGUGUUGCAGCAGACAAAUGGAGCUUUGGAACAACCUUAUGGGAAAUUUGUUAUAAUGGGGAAGUUCCUCUGAAAGAUAAAACAUUGGCAGAGAAAGAGCGAUUUUAUGGAGGUUCUUUCAUGUUGGUGGCGCCAUCUUGCAAAGAGUUAGCAGAUCUAAUAAAACACUGUAUGAAUUAUGACCCAAACAGAAGACCCUUUUUCAGGGCAAUCAUGAGAGAAAUAAAUAAACUGGAAGAGCAAAAUCCAGAUAUAGUGUCUGAAAAAACACCUUUAGGAGAAGUCGACCCAACAUUGUUUGAGAAACGAUUCCUGAAAAGGGUUCGAGAUUUGGGAGAGGGGCAUUUUGGGAAAGUUGAGUUAUGCAGGUACGAUCCAGAAGGUGACAACACUGGUGAGCUUGUAGCAGUAAAAUCACUGAAACCAGGAACUGGGGGCAAUCACAUUGCGGAUCUGAAAAAAGAAAUUGAAAUUCUGAGAAAUCUCUACCAUGACAACAUUGUAAAGUACAAGGGAAUUUGUGCAGAAGAUGGAGGCAAUGCAAUUAAACUAAUAAUGGAGUAUCUUCCUUCUGGAAGCCUGAAGGAGUACCUGCCACGAAAUGUGAAUAAAAUAAAUCUUAAGCAGCAGCUUAAAUAUGCAGUACAGAUUUCACGGGGAAUGGAAUAUUUAGGUUCACGCCAAUAUGUCCAUCGAGACUUGGCUGCACGAAAUGUUCUAGUUGAAAAUGAGCAGAGAGUGAAAAUUGGAGAUUUUGGUUUAACAAAAGCAAUUGAAACAGACAAGGAAUAUUACACUGUCAAGGAUGACUUGGACAGUCCUGUUUUUUGGUAUGCGCCAGAGUGUUUGCUGCAUUGCAAAUUUUACAUUGCCUCUGAUGUCUGGUCAUUUGGAGUCACCUUAUAUGAGCUGCUGACCUACUGUAAUUCAGAAUAUAGUCCAAUGGCGAUGUUUUUGAAAAUGAUCGGUCCAACACAAGGUCAGAUGACUGUUACUCGUCUUGUUCGUGUCUUGGAAGAAGGGAAACGCUUACCAAGUCCACCAGAUUGCCCAAAUGAGGUUUACGAGCUCAUGCUGAAGUGCUGGGAACAAACACCAAGUAAACGGACAACUUUUCAGGCCCUAAUCAAAGAGUUUGAAACUCUUAUAAACAAGAUGUAGGCGACUUGAUGUAUAUUGAUCUAUAAAGUCUGAAUAUACUUAAGACUCUUUAA